GGAAAUUAGUCAGUCUUAGGUUACAUUUCUUGAAGAACUAAUUCUACAUCUUCCGUUAUGUGGACCCGGUACGCAUUAGUAUUGUUCGCGCUGAUGGGCAUGGCCUACUGCUACCCUGAAGGUCGCGUCGUCAAUGGUACAUCGACAACCAUUGAAAAAUAUCCGUUUAUGGUAUCAUUGCGCGGUUCGACUGGUUCCCACUCAUGCGGUGCAAGCAUCAUAGCGCCACGUUGGAUACUCACCGCAGCACAUUGUGUUUACGGCGGCAGACCCACAUCCAUUAGCAUACAAUACGCGUCGACAGUGAUCAGUUCCCAAGGCGCCAAUGUGGCGAAGGUGAAACGCAUCAUUUGGCACGAGAACUAUUCGAGUUACUACAUUACGAAUGACGUCGCGUUGUUGGAGCUCUUCGGUCAGUUGGUGUUCAAUUAUAAUACCAUUGCACCGGUUACAUUGCCAGCACAGGACUAUGAGAUACCACAGGUUGCAGAGGGCGUGCGCGGUGUUUUGGCCGGUUGGGGUUUGAAUGGCACUGGCGGCUAUAUCCAAACAACUUUGCAAGAAGUUGGUCUGAAGAUCUACUCCGACGAAGAGUGUAUCGCACGCCACAACAACGAAACAACUGUUCACAAUAUUUGCGGUGGUGUCGAUGAAGGUUGGAAGGGUCAAUGCAGUGGCGAUUCCGGCGGUCCUCUGCUCUCUGAGGACAACGUUCAAUUGGGCAUUGUGUCUUGGAGUAUCAAACCAUGUACAGUACCACCAUAUCCCGGUGUAUACACAAAGGUUUCUCAUUACGUUGAUUGGAUUAGGGAGAACUGUGAAUCAUGUAUAAAAGUGCGGUUUCUGUCUAGAAGUGAAUUGAUAAAUGAACGUAAUACAAUGUGGACUCGGCGCGCGAUAAUUAUUUUUGCUCUCUUAAGCGCGGUUGCUUGUUUUCCCGAUGGACGCAUUGUUAACGGUACAGCGACUGUGAUUGCCAAAUAUCCAUUUAUGGUCUCUCUGCGCUUGGCGAAGGGCGCACAUACUUGCGGUGCGAGCAUCAUUGCGCCCCGCUGGAUACUUACGGCCGCGCAUUGCGUGUACCAGCGCGAGGCCAAGGAUCUCAGCAUACAGUUCGCCGCAACGGUAAUCAGUCGAUACCAAGGCGACUUCGCGCCAGUCGAACGUAUUAUAGUGCAUGAGAAUUACACGCCGGGCGGCUCAUAUGCCAAUGAUAUUGCCCUGAUAAAACUAUAUAACGGUCUGGUUUAUGAUUAUGUGCGUGUGGCGUCAGUUGCAUUACCGGAUCCAUAUUUUGAGGUGCCGCAGACGGAGACAGGUGCCGCUGGUGUGCUGCUCGGUUGGGGUUUGAAUGCAUCUGGCGGCGUCAAUACGCCAACACUGGAGGAUGUCCACCUGAAAGUGUAUUCCGAUUGCGUGUGCGGCACACGUCUUGGUGGCCAGACUGAUGCCAAUCAGUUAUGUGCUGGCGUAGAUGAGGGCGGCAAGGGCCAGUGCACCGGCGAUUCCGGUGGUCCUCUGCUCUAUAAGGGCAGCAUACAGUUGGGUAUCGUAUCGUGGAGCGUGAAACCGUGUGGCGUCAAGUAUUAUCCGGGCGUUUAUACAAAAGUUUCACACUAUAUUGGCUGGAUACGUAAUCAUACCGAUGCAGUUGUUUGAAUUUAGUAGAAAUAUAUAUGUAUGACUAUGCCUUGCCAUACUUAAUUGUAAACCGUUAUUUGUUACCUUUUUAGCUUUUUCUU
Messenger RNA from Bactrocera dorsalis (oriental fruit fly), 1742 nucleotides. Its product is annotated as transmembrane protease serine 9. The transcript has 6 exons. Gene Ontology annotation, molecular function: serine-type endopeptidase activity. Gene Ontology annotation, biological process: proteolysis. The record is from RefSeq and is a predicted model, not a curated record. The coding region runs from base 58 to 1659 and encodes 533 amino acids. Lineage: Eukaryota; Metazoa; Arthropoda; Insecta; Diptera; Tephritidae.